Trichoderma asperellum CBS 433.97 is the source of this 1189-nucleotide messenger RNA. RefSeq lists its product as uncharacterized. NCBI's taxonomy places the organism in Eukaryota, Fungi, Ascomycota, Sordariomycetes, Hypocreales, Hypocreaceae. The record is from RefSeq and is a predicted model, not a curated record.
GUGCAGCUGGCAGUAUAUAGAGCAAUGAGGAUGGAACAAUCCACUGGACAGUCACGCGAUAUAGACACUUGGUGAUAGAUCGAUCUGUGUUUUUCAAUCAGCGGCACUGCUUUUAAGCGACAGGAGAUAGAGCGAGCAAAGGAAGGAAAGAAGUGAAGAGAAGAGAAUAGAAGCAUCAAACCAAUCUCCAUCACCGCCUUCACCUCCAUCCUUCAAAUGUAUCUGCGCAACGAUCACGCGGAAAAGAGCCUCCCGGUUCUGCGACGGCUCGUCCGCGAGAACCCCCUGGGCCAGUUCACCACCGUCAUCGCAUCGCCAGACUUCCCCCUCAUCCAGUCCAGCCACAUCCCCUUCAUCCUGGACGUCGAGGAUGAAUCCAGCGAGACGGAGCUCGGCCGCCUAAGGGCGCACAUGGCCCGCGCCAACCCGCAAGCCAAGGCCAUCGUCGAGGAGAUCAAGCAGCGCCAGGCCGCCGGCGACAACUCGCGGACGCUGCAGCAGGACGUGCUGGUCAUGUUCACGUCGCCGGUGCACCACUACGUCACGCCCAAGUUCUACACCACCACCAAGCCCGCGACGGCAAAGGUCGUGCCCACCUGGAACUACGCCGCCGUGCAGGUCUACGGCAAGGCCACCUUCUACAUCGACUCCGGCGCCGAGGAGACGUCGUCGUUCCUGGACCGGCAGAUUGACGCGCUGUCGAGCUUCAACGAGGAGGUCACGAUGGGCUACACGGGCGAGGGCGGCAGACCGUCGGCGUGGAAGGUGGCCGAUGCGCCGGAGCCGUACAUCAACAUCAUGAAGAAGAACAUCAUCGGCCUGGAAAUCAAGAUUGAGCACAUGGGUGGCAAGUUCAAGAUGAGCCAGGAGCUGGGCGAUGGCGACUCUGACGGCGUGAUCAAGGGGUUCAAUGAGCUGGGCAGCGAGGUUGGAGCCAAAAUGGCGAGCAUUGUGGAGGAGCGGAGGGAGAUUAAGAGGCAGCAGAAGGCGAGCAAGCAGAGCGAAUGAAGAUGAUUUUUACAAAAAUCAUGGCGACUGCCUACAAAAAGGCUUUCUCUCCAUCGCAUAUAGGGUAUGUAUCUGUAUAUAAAUAGAGGGUUGAUAAGUCAUCUGAGCAAUGGCCAGCGUUCCAUAUCAACAGUCAAACCGAGAUGAGAGACAGACAGUGAGAUGACAUGAGCUAGUAGAA